This is a messenger RNA of Hemisphaericaspora subhashii, 432 nucleotides long. RefSeq names its product mitochondrial 54S ribosomal protein uL11m (gene MRPL19). The transcript has a single exon. Gene Ontology annotation, biological process: translation. The record is from RefSeq and is a predicted model, not a curated record. Gene Ontology annotation, cellular component: ribosome; mitochondrial large ribosomal subunit. Gene Ontology annotation, molecular function: large ribosomal subunit rRNA binding; structural constituent of ribosome. The coding region runs from base 1 to 432 and encodes 143 amino acids. Lineage: Eukaryota; Fungi; Ascomycota; Pichiomycetes; Serinales; Debaryomycetaceae.
AUGUCCACUAAAGCAGCAUUAGUCAAAUUAAUAGUUGGUGCCGGAAAGGCAGCCCCAGCACCACCAGUUGGUCCAGCCUUAGGUUCCAAAGGUGUGAAAGCCAUCGAUUUCUGUAAAGAAUUCAACGCCCGUACUGCCCAUUAUAUCCCCGACACCCCAAUCCCGGUACAAAUUAGAGUUAAACCAGAUAGAACCUUCACAUUUGAGAUGAAAUCUCCACCAACUACUUGGUUAUUGAAAAAAGCCGCCGGUGUGACUAUGGGAAGUGGGAAACCAACAAAGGAGAUUGUGGGUGAGAUUAGUUUGAAACAUGUUUAUGAGAUUGCUAAGAUUAAGAAAACUGAUGAUAGACAUAAGAAUACGGAAUUGCAGGCUAUUGUGGGUAGUGUGAUUGGGACUGCUAGACUUAUGGGUAUUAAUGUUGUUCCAUAG